Messenger RNA from Polypterus senegalus (gray bichir), 2213 nucleotides. It is a transcript of the gene lnpka, whose product is annotated as limb and neural patterns a. NCBI's taxonomy places the organism in Eukaryota, Metazoa, Chordata, Cladistia, Polypteriformes, Polypteridae. Bases 125 to 1483 code for a protein of 452 amino acids. Gene Ontology annotation, biological process: endoplasmic reticulum tubular network organization. The record is from RefSeq and is a predicted model, not a curated record. The transcript is spliced from 14 exons. Gene Ontology annotation, cellular component: endoplasmic reticulum tubular network.
GGGAGGCUGACAUUCCACGUCAUAGCAAUCAGAUAAGUCAGCGCCCGAGAGAGGGAAACAAGACGCUGUUGUGAGCAGUGCAGGUCGUUUAAAAAAUAAAGACAAAAAAGGAAAUAAAGCCAAAAUGGGGGCUACUCUUUCAAAGUGGAGAAGUAAACCUUCUACUGUGGAUGUUUUAGAAGGCAUUGACAAGGAUAUUCACAACCUUGAAGAAUUUCGAGAAAAAAACCAAAGACUAUUAAAGCUAUGGGUUGGAAGACUACUUCUUUAUUCAUCUCUCCUUUACCUUCUCACCUGCAUAGUAGUUUAUUUGUGGUAUUUUCCUGAGCAGUGGACAGGACGCCUAAUCAUGGCUCUGCCUUUUUUUGCAUUUCCUGUGUUAGUAUGGUUUCUUAGAAAACUGAUGAUCUGGCUUUUCUCCAAAAGGACAGAGAGAAACAAUGAAAAACUAGAAGAUUUAAAGUCUCAAAAGAAGAAAAUACUUGAAGAAGUGAUGGAAAAAGAGACUUAUAAAACAGCCAAAUUAAUUUUAGAGAGAUUUGAUCCUGAUUCAAAGAAAAAGAAUGAACUGGAACAAAUCCCAGUAACAGGAGCAGCUUUAACUCCAAGGCCUGGCCAAGAUCUUCGUCAACGUAAUAUUUCCCAGAGGAAUCCAACUGCCUCAACUCCUGUGCCUGCAAAUCCCAGUCAUGGAGUUGCACUGUCUGUUGUUCCUGGGACCCCUUCCGGGCAGAUGACUACUUCUGCUCCAGGUGGGCCCCCAGAACGUCACCCUGCAUCAAUAGCUCAGCAAAACCUUAUGAGACAGGCAAUGACACCUGGAACACCAAUGCCUGGAAUGGGCAGACAUCCACCUGGACCUCCUCUUGCAAGACCAAUUCUCCCACGGGAAAGGGGAGCCAUGGAUAGAGUGAUAGAGUUCUUAGUAGGAGAUGGUCCUCAAAACAGGUAUGCACUUAUCUGUCAACAGUGUUUUUCUCAUAAUGGUAUGGCCUUGAAAGAGGAAUAUGAAUACAUUGCUUUUAGAUGUGCAUACUGCUUCUUUCUAAAUCCUGCACGGAAAAUGCGUCCUCAAGCACCUCGUUUACCUGACUUCAGUUUUGAAAAAAAACCUCUGACAGAUUCUCAGGCUUCAGCUGCAUCUCCUUCGGAUUGCUUGUCUGAGAACCUGCAGUGUACAGCUAGGAAAGAAAAGGGGAACAUUCCCCCCUGCCUUCAGAAAGGUGAAGCAUCGGUACCAUUAGCUACAGCUCCUUGGAGUAAAGUUCACAGUUUCACCUCAAACAGUGCUGAUCUCCAAGUAAAAGAGGAGACUGUAACUAAGACAGAGGAGACACAACCAGAGUCUGACCAAGAGCCAGAAAUCCCUGUGCUCCCAUGUGAAGAGCAGCAAGUAGAAGAGACCCUCAGACUAGAAGAUGGGCAACCCUCAGAGAAUGAAAAGGAAAAAGAUGACGAUGUAUCUCUCAUGGAAACGGAAUAAAACAAAACCAAGCAUAAAUGGAACAACGUUUUUGUAUUUUUGUUGGCAUCUAAACUCCUUGCUUUUUAAAAAAAAACAAUUCAGUGAAUUUUUUAACCUCCAUUUUUUUUUUUUAAAUUUAUUUGUUAAAAGAAAAAACAAGCAUGAGUUCUGUCUAAUUAAACGCUUUUCUGUGGUCCUGAGUGCUCUUGAAAAAUGCAGCAGUUGGAAGGUAUGGGUGUAUAUUCUCUGUCCUAGCACUUAGUGAAGUAAUAUUCAGAGAAAGAAAUGGAUUUUUUUUUUCUCCAUUUAUUGCACUUGGAAUGUCUUCUCUUAUUUUAUGAAUUUUUAUUUUCACAUUUGAAGGAAUCAAAAUGUAAUCAGUGACGGUAAAACAGGUACUCGGCAGUUUUUACCUGGAAUAGAGACAACCAGUACGAUAACUUUGUUGACUUUAAUGUGUUUUUUUAAAGGAGUUUACACGGUAUGGUGUAAAAUGCUUUAAUGUCAUUUAUGGAAUGUAUAAUAUGUAUAGCUUAUUUAAUACUUCUGGCUGAUGGCUCUGGCCAAUUAAGUAUUAUAAGAAUAUCUUGUGCAGUCAUUUGUGCAGGAUCUGCCUUAUGUUUACGAGGUACGGGUAGCAAAGUAAUGGUUCUUCAGAUUUUAUUUAUUACUAAGAUUUUGCAAGUUGUGUGCGUCUGUGUGGUUUUUAAGGAUUUCGGGUUAAAUAAAGCACAUAAUAUCUAAGGGA